This is a messenger RNA of Odocoileus virginianus texanus, 2755 nucleotides long. Lineage: Eukaryota; Metazoa; Chordata; Mammalia; Artiodactyla; Cervidae. The record is from RefSeq and is a predicted model, not a curated record.
GUUCAACCUCAUUUCCUGUCAGUGAAAGAUUGGGUUACCAUGGUGUUUGAUACCCUUCUGGUCAUUGUUGAUAGCCACUACCAACCCAGAGGACAAUUUUUCUCCUCAUUUUAUCAUAAAUCCUAUUCCGGUGAAAACACGGCCAGUGCCAUUGCCCGUUCCGCGGCCGCCACGGCUUUGUCCUUCCUUGUGCCAAUUUUCAUUAUCUCUUGCAAAGAGAAGGUUGAGGAAAUCCUGAACAUGCUGACUGCCAGGUUACCUGGGAAACCAAGCGCUGAUGAGUCUCAAGCCGUGCAAAUCCACAUGGGCCUUGCACUGGGGAUGUUUCUCUCUCGCUUGUGUGAGGAGAAACUCAGUGAUAUAUCUAGCCAACAGAUGAACCUUCUUCUGAUGAAGUCUUUGGAUGCCCUGGAAAACUGCUGCUUUGACCCUAGUCUUGAAUACAACACGGGCUGCAUACUGGGAGCUGGCCUCGUCCUGUCCCUCAUGAGUCACAGCGGCCAGACGGAGUCCCGAGUUCACGUGGCCGCCUCGCUCCGGAAGCUCUCCGCAUACCUGGAUGCCAGCGGGAGCCAGAGCAGAACCUUCCAGGAGGUCCUUGCCUAUACCCUCAGCUGUGUAUGUACAUCUGCGUUCAGUGCUGGCAUCAUUGAGGCAGUGGAGGCUGAAGAUAUCAUGAACAAGCUUCGACUGUUAGUGGACAACAACCAGCAGACUUCAGGUUUUGCCCUGGCAUUAGGAAACAUAAUCCAUGGCUUGUCUGUGUGUGGACAUGGAAAAGCUGAAGACUUGGGGAACAGAUUGCUUCCGGCCUGGAUCAAAACUGUCCUAACACAGGGCUCUCCCACAAUGCUUUGCUUGGCAGCUCUUCAUGGCAUGGUGGCCUUGGUAGGCUCUGAAGGGGAUGUAAUGCAGCUGAAGUCAGAAGCCAUCCAGUCCUCUCAGUUUCAAGGCAGACUUAAUGAAGUCAUUAGAACUUUAACUCAGGUCAUCAGUGUGUCUGGGGUGAUUGGUCUUCAGUCAAAUGCCAUCUGGCUUCUAGGACAUCUUCAUCUGUCUACUCUGUCCUCAAAUCAAAGUAGAACCUCGGUUCCUACUGACUACAGCUAUUUGCCUGAAAGCAGUUUUAUUAGAGCAGCCGUUGGCUUCUUCGUUACAGGAGGAAAAAAAGGUCCUGAAUCUGUGCCCCCUUCCCUUCUCAAAGUUGUGAUGAAACCUAUAGCAACUGUUGGAGAAAACCACCAGUAUCCUCCUGUGAACUGGGCUGCUCUCCUCUCUCCACUUAUGAGGCUAAACUUUGGUGAAGAGAUUCAGCAACUGUGUCUUGAAAUUAUGGUGACCCAGGCACAGUCCUCCCAGAAUGUCACUGCACUGUUGGGAAUGUGGGUGAUGCCACCUCUGAUCCAUGGUCUGAGUCUGAAUGUCAAGAAAUACCUUCUCCUAUCUGUGCCUUCAUGGAUAAAAUGUGUCUCUGAUGAACAGACUGUGGGUUUUGUUGAAAGCUUAAUGGUGGCAGUUUUUAAAGCAGCUUCCCCACUCUCCAGUCCUGAGUUACGCCUAAGUGCCUUACAGGGCCUGAGUCAGGCCAUGAAACUGCCCAGCCCUUCCCACCACCUCUGGAGUCUGCUCAGCGAAGCUACUAGGAAAAUUUUUGACCUCCUGCCAAAUAAGAUUCGGAGAAAUGAUCUAGAGCUGUAUAUCAGUGUAGCAAAGUGCCUCUCGGAAAUGACAGAUGAUGAAGCCAAUCGGAUUGCCCAGAUUACUGAGAGUAGCCUAGAAAAGGCUGCCUUUGUCAGGCUCUACUUGGUCUCUCAAGGACGAUUCCCCUUGAUGGGCUUGACCGAUGUGCUCACUGUUGCUGUCCGGCACCGUGAAAAAGACACGCUGGCUUGGAUGACACUGCAGAGCUUAUACCAGGCACGGAUCGUGAGCCAUGCCAACACUGGCGUGUUGAAGAGAAUGGAGUGGCUCUUGGAACUGAUGGGUUAUAUCAGAAAUGUUGCUUACCAGUCAACAUCUGUUCAGAACGUGGCUCUUGAUGAGGCUUUGGACUUCUUGCUGCUGAUAUUCGCAGCCGCAGUGGUUGCAUGGGCAGACCACGCUGCCCCUCUCCUCCUCGGCCUCAGUGCCAGUUGGUUGCCAUGGCAUCAGGAACAUGGCCCAGCUGGGCCAGCAUCAAGCUUGCUUGGCAGGAGUCCAUUACACAGGGUCACUCUGCAGGAGGCUCUCACUCUCCUUCCCAGUAGCAUGCCUCUUCUGCUGCAGAAGGAGCCAUGGCAGGAACAGACCCAGAAGUUCAUUGACUGGCUGUUCAGCAUCAUGGAAAGCCCUAAGGAAGGACUCUCAGCAAAAUCCAGGGAUCUUUUAAAAGCUACCCUGCUGUCCUUGAGAGUGCUCCCAGAGUUUAAGAAGAAAGCUGUAUGGACCAGAGCCUAUGGUUGGUGAACAGCUUCGCAGUAGCCAGCAGCAUUCUCAGCUGGAUGAGGAAAACCAUAUAGGCAGAAGGAAUUUUUCAGAAUUCGUGUCUGGGAUCGCUGAGACAUGAUGCAGAGAGCUCAAGGGCAUGACAGGGUGGCCAUACAACUCACAGUUUGGACAGUGCAUGCCUGGAGAGGCUGCUUUGGUACCCAGGCCAGUUGAGACUGAAAUAAGAACCUGAAUUUUAUUUGGCUGAGAUCUGAAGGUUUUCUUUUGUGAAAAUUUGACUAUAUCAUCUCCUCCCUGCUAAAUUCUAGUAAAACAAUCUUGUGAAAUU